AUGGAAGUGAUUGGGGAGCUUCGCUUAGAAAUGAAAGCUCUCAUGGAAAAUCAGCUUAAGGAAUAUGAGAUACUAAGAAAUAGAUUUAUAAAUACUGAGACAGAAUUAAAAGAAUUAAGAAAAGAAAUGAAGGUACUUCAAGGAAAAGUAGAUAAAGUACAAAUAUUGGAAGCGAAAGUAGAUAGUAUAGUAAGAAAUGAUGAAAAAUUAGUGAGCAAUAUGAUUAGGGUAAGUCCAACAACUGAUAAAAAUGAGGAAGCUUAUUUACAAAAAGGAACUCCUCAAUCAUUUGCAGCGGCAGCGAACCGAAACCAAAACCGGGUACUUAAAAAUAAGUUCCCAACGAAGCAAGCGAGUGUGGCCACGAAACCAUCAGACAAAUCGACUUCCGUAAUUAGCUCAAUUGUGAAGGAGAUACCCGAACCAAAGCAAGUAAGAAAUAAUUCUGAGCAAAUAACCGAAACUGAGGAUAUAGAAUCUCAAAAGGAAGGAAACUGGAUAAUAGUAAAUAAAAAGAAGAAAAGCAGAUACCCUAAUACUGAGGCAAGUAUCAAAAGACACCGCACCGCUGGUAAAAAAUAUAUUAUAUUAAAAAAAUUAGGCCAUGCUGCAUCAAUUGCUUAUGGUAUUGAAAAUGAGCAGCAAGCAUUGCACAAGAUACAACAACAAGAAAACGUGUCUAUUGAGCCCUAA
Parnassius apollo (apollo) is the source of this 693-nucleotide messenger RNA. The record is from the annotation of a GenBank genome assembly. NCBI's taxonomy places the organism in Eukaryota, Metazoa, Arthropoda, Insecta, Lepidoptera, Papilionidae.